Messenger RNA from Gigantopelta aegis, 1287 nucleotides. RefSeq lists its product as uncharacterized. The coding region runs from base 512 to 1075 and encodes 187 amino acids. The record is from RefSeq and is a predicted model, not a curated record. NCBI's taxonomy places the organism in Eukaryota, Metazoa, Mollusca, Gastropoda, Neomphalida, Peltospiridae. The transcript is spliced from 5 exons.
CGGAGGUUGAAGUAAAAAAAAAAGAAUCAGGGUACACCAAUAUAACAUCUUCACCAGUUAGACAAAAAGUGCACUCUUAAACUAACAAGGCCACUUUUGUAUGUCCUAUGUUGUCUUUAAUCAUGGUUCCCCACAGACGGGGUGGGGUGGGGGUGGCAGAGGAAUUCUUAGACCUAGAGGCCUAGAGGGGUUCUUGAAAUCCUUAAGACCCCCCUUGGAUCCACCGCCGAACUAUAACUGGAAAGAAGUACGCGCACAUGUUUUGUCAAUUUUCACAUUACAUCAGGCUGCAGUUACCGGAAUGUUACUAAAUAACGUGUUAUGGACACUGUUCGUUAUACAAUAGCAGUAUUAAAUUAUAAUAUGUUACUGUACUUUUCGUUUAUUCAUGUUAAUAUCCUUGCACAUCGUGUUUUGAAUUAUUUUGUAGAUAUCAAAUAAUAUCUUCAAAUGGAGAUUCCACUUUGUCGAGUUUUCAGGAACGCAGACCAUUUAUGACAUCAGUUUUGAAAUGACGUGCGACUUUGAUAAAGCUGACAAUCUACAAAUAGGGUCGACAACAAAUAGCGAGAAACAUAAGAUCGAGACCAAGUCAUUGUCGAAGACAGAGCUCCUAGUAGAACUAACGGUAAAAGAUCCGUACACUGGACGCCCGCUCAAGAAAGCCAAACUAAACAAAAACGCCAGACUCGUUUUAGAGCUGAAUACCACAGAUGAAGACAUUGCCGUCAAGAAAAUAUCUCCUUACAGCUGUGUGGCGGGAACUGAAGAUGGCGUUCAUGCAGUGGUGUUCCUGGAUCACAAUGGAUGCACCAAUGAGGGCGCUCAGAUUAUAUUCUCCGAGGGUAACGGCACAACCUAUUGGUCGAAACCAUUCCACACGUUCACCUUCCCAGGAUAUAGUCACGUGGUGUUCAGCUGUCAGUUUGAUGUAUGCUUCACCAAUGACGACAGACUUUGUGAUGACAGAUGUGCGUUUUUAAAAGAAACCUCAAUGGGUGGACUUCAUAAUCAGACUUCGAGAAACUUUCCGACUGGCUCCAACCACACGGCGACUAGGCUGGAACUGGUGUAAUCGAACUAUUUCAUUCUGUCUCAGAGUUCUGUGUCUGAACUCAACUAAAUUUGAUCGACCAUUUCAGAGCAUGUGAUGUCAGUGUCAGUGACUGUUAUCCAGUUCAUUGCGAUUUGACUCACCCACAAGCCCUUGAGUUUGGUCCACUUCAUAGCGUUCUGGCGGUUUUCAUUGUAUUGUCAUAAAUGCACUUAAAUAAACAUAUAUAUAGA